AAAAAUAAUAAAUCUUAUUGUACAAAGCGAGCGUAAUCAUUAAAAAAGAGUUUCUGCGGCGAUUUUUGCUAAUCAUCAGCUAACUUCCUUAUAGUAAAAAAAAUUAACCCUUAGAAAAUAAGUACAAUUCAGUUACGAAUUAAAUUGUUAAUAAUCAAUAUAAUUUAAAUAAAGUGCGCGAUGUGCUUUCGUUUUCUUGCUGGAAUAAAAGCACCUUAAACGGUGCUUGUGUUUUUUCUUCGUGGGCCCGGUUUCAUGGUGAUGCUCUUCCAUCAUGACUAUGUGGCAGAGUGGGAUGGGUGGCCAUGGUGCCCAAAACAAUGCCUGGAUGAAGUUAAUGGGUAUUGUGCACAAGGAGAGACGCCAUCACGACUCUGCGCAAGCCUCCACGGACCGAACACUAAGCCACCCCUUAAGCACUGCACCGUCGCUGCCCAAGCUCAGCAGCCAGGACGAGGACGGGCACACCCCCCACUCCCAGUUCACUGGUGUGGCCCACUUCGAGCCCAUCCCUCACGACCAUGACUUUUGCGAGAGGGUCGUGAUAAAUGUGAGCGGCCUACGGUUCGAGACGCAGCUGCGGACGCUCAACCAGUUCCCGGACACGCUGCUCGGCGACCCGAACCGCAGGAUACGCUACUUCGACCCGCUGCGCAACGAGUACUUCUUCGAUCGCAACCGGCCCUCCUUCGACGCCAUCCUCUAUUACUACCAGAGCGGCGGACGCCUCCGACGACCCGUCAACGUGCCCCUCGAUGUCUUCUCCGAGGAGAUCAAGUUCUACGAACUGGGCGAGAUGGCGAUCAACAAGUUCCGCGAGGACGAGGGCUUCAUCAAGGAGGAGGAGAAGCCGCUGCCCUCGCACGAGUUCCAAAGAAACGUCUGGCUGCUCUUCGAGUAUCCGGAGUCGUCGCAGGCGGCGCGCGUAGUCGCCAUCAUCUCCGUCUUCGUCAUUCUCCUCUCUAUCGUCAUAUUCUGCCUUGAGACGCUGCCCGAAUUCAAGCACUACAAGGUGUUCAACACCACGACCAACGGCACCAAAAUCGAGGAGGACGAGGUGCCGGACAUAACGGAUCCGUUUUUCCUCAUCGAGACCAUCUGCAUCAUUUGGUUCACGUUCGAAUUGUCCGUGCGCUUCCUGGCGUGCCCAAACAAGCUCAACUUCUUCCGGGACGUCAUGAACAUUAUCGACAUCAUCGCCAUCAUUCCGUAUUUCAUCACGCUGGCCACCGUCGUUGCCGAGGAGGAGGACACGCUCAACCUACCGCGGGCGCCCGUCUCACCCCAAGACAAGAGCACCAACCAGGCGAUGUCGCUCGCCAUACUCAGAGUCAUCAGGCUCGUGCGCGUCUUCCGAAUAUUCAAACUCAGCCGGCACAGCAAGGGACUGCAAAUCCUCGGACGUACGCUUAAAGCGAGCAUGCGAGAACUUGGACUGCUCAUAUUCUUCCUCUUUAUCGGUGUCGUGCUGUUCUCGAGCGCCGUCUACUUCGCCGAGGCGGGCUCCGAGAACUCCUUCUUCAAGUCGAUUCCAGACGCGUUCUGGUGGGCAGUGGUCACGAUGACCACCGUGGGCUACGGCGACAUGACGCCUGUGGGAGUCUGGGGGAAGAUCGUCGGUUCGUUGUGCGCGAUUGCUGGCGUACUGACGAUCGCACUUCCGGUGCCGGUCAUCGUUUCCAACUUCAACUAUUUCUAUCACCGUGAGACUGACCAGGAGGAGAUGCAGUCGCAAAAUUUCAACCACGUGACCAGCUGCCCAUACCUGCCCGGAACUCUUGGACAGCACAUGAAGAAGAACUCGCUUAGCGAGUCGUCGUCCGACUUCGUGGAACUGGAGGAGGGUCUGUUGGUGACGCGGGACCAGCUGGCCCGUAAACAGAACUGUAACCCGCGACACAACAAUAACAUCAACGCCAUGAGCAUCGAGACUGACGUCUGACUACAAGAUAACUGAUCGAGUAUCUCUGAAGUAGUAUGAAGUAAUUACCGUAGAGCAGCGUCUCCCAAACUGUGUUCCUCGUUUACUAAAGUAAAGAGUUAAUAAGAUUAAUAUUUAUUUCUCAAAAACAUAAAGUAAAUUUUCAAACAGGUUUGUUCCGUUACUUUUAUUGCUAAUUUAUGAAAUUUUUAUGAUUAAAUUCUUAAAAAUGGAUUAUACACAGAUUCUUAAACUUAAUCACGGAAAAUACCUAACCUAGAAAUUUUGCAAAAAAUUUUUCAUAUAACUAACACGUAUAGGUACACUUAAAAAAAUAUUGAAAACGAGAUCGGCCUCACUUCGGCAAUGUAAGUAUUUGAAUCCAAUGUGAUAUAGUUUGCCAGAUAGAUGUUGAUGACUAAUAUUAUUAACAACUAUAUGAUUAAAAUUAUCUAGUUCUCAUUCCCAGUACUUUCAUCUUCUUGAAACUUGGUUCUGUCUACUAAAAAGUGAGAAGUAACAGUUAAGAAGUAACAUAGUGUAAUAAAACUUUUUAUUUUAGAAUUUACGGUACAAUUCUGCCAAUUUCCUUCUUGACUAUAUUUAUUGCUCUCAGAAAUAAUUAACUAUUUAAAAUUCACCUGAAAUCACCUAGUGGACUUUCUAAGUUUAAAUAAGUGUUUUUCUAAGUUAUCUGACAAAACUACUACGUCCCAAUGAUAAACUUUUUCGCUUGUUUUUUGUGAGUUUGCCUUGUUAACCUUUUACUCUGUAGUAAUUGGGCGUUAUUUUUGUAGAACACCAUAUACUUCUUGUAUAGUUGAACAAAUGAGUGAAAUUCCAGCUACUUUUACUUUUCUACAACCUACAGUCUGAUGGUCGUUUAUUUAUAAAUUCACUUUAAUUACUGAAUACCACAUAAACCAAUAUCGCUUCUGCUCACAUUCAGUAUCUAAUUCACACUAAACUAGUGUUAAUGGACUAAAGUAGAUUCUAAAAAAAAAUUACUACAUUACCCUAUGACUUGAACCGUGUGGUCGAAAGUAAUUUGUAUUCAUUGCACGGUUUUGAAAUCGCUUGUAACUUUACUUACCCUGAUCGAAUUCUCCACGGUUUUUGAUAUAAUAAAUCAUAUAGUUUUAAUCACAUAAUUGCUAAUAAUAUUAGUGAUCAACAUCUAUCUGGAUAUUAUAACAACACAUUAUAAUUUUGUGAAACACUGGUAGUCAGUAUGCUGAUGGUAUACAACUAUAUUAUGUUCGUCCCUAAGAACCGAUUUUAGUUCAGUGUGGACCCCUCUAAACAGAAUUUCAGACAUUUAGGUCAACAAAAUAAAAACAAUUCUUCGUUGAAGAUUUCUUACAUAUCACGGAUUUGAUAAGAUUGUUUAGCACCACUGAGUUUAUUAGAAAGCAAGAGAGCAAUCGUUUACCGAUCAUGUUAAUAAUUUUACAAGAGGUAUACAGUCUUGCUACAAAAAUUUAAAUGUUAUAAGUACUCGGAAGAAUUUAUGAUUCUGUUUAUCAAACUCUAUUAUCGUACUGAUGAAAGUAAAAUUCAAUAGAUCCAAAAUUCAUGCAACCGUUUGAUACUAGAUCUAAAGAAGUCUCAUUAUAAAAUGGACACAUCUAUGGUUAAGCUGUUCUCUCCUUUCCGGUAUUUCUUUUCAACCUGGCCUUUUUCUCUUUUCUGUCGCUGCAUAGCAUGGCAUACUAAGUAAGAAUUUCUGCAGCUAAAUUCGUACAGCCACAUUUUAUGAUUACAAGACUCUAAAUCUCGAUUACACCAAAUUAUAAAGAAACCUAAGACCAAGAUGAUAACUUUCUGUUUGUGAACAAUAAAACAUCUGACCAGCAUACAGGCAUUUUACUAACUAAGAUAUUAGUAGCCUUGUCCACCAAUAUAUUGAAAUUAUAUUCCUAAAGACUUCUUUUCACAACCAACUAUGUAUUUAGCAAUUUCCUAGUGUUGAAAUACAUGUUGUGUUUAACCACAAAUAUACGUAACUUUACCUCAGAUUUGUGUGUUAGAAGUAUACCGUAUUUUGGUAUAAAUUACCGUGCAUAUUCAGUAAUUAACGUCCGGUUAGCAACACCGCACUGAGCAUAUAAUAUGAUGCUUUGUAUAUUCCGGUCCGCUGCUUUUCAAAUUAAAACAUGAUUUAGAACUAUGCUGCAUAUAGUACAUUGAAUAUUUCUACGUUAUGUUCAUAAGUUUGAUACAAAUUCGAAAUAAUUAUUUAAUAAAUGUGAUUUUAAAACAAAUUUUUAAUUUAGUAAAAUUAAAUUCGUGAUAUUUGAAAGGUUUACUUGAUGGACAGCAUCUUUUGUAGUACCUAUUCUCAAUAAUCAUCUUAUCCAUCAUUAUGGACGACAACUCGAAUUUCAACUUUUUUUAUAUACUUCAAUACACUAUCCGCAAAGACUUAGUGUUCUUCAAUAGUAAUAGUUUCAAUAGUGUUCUUGAAUUGUUCUAAAGAACCUGCUUAAAACCGCUUUGAUAGUCAGAGGGAACGCAAUUAAUUGGAAAAAUGAACAUCCCAUCAUCCAUCUCGGCCUUAGAUUAACCAUACAAGAAGAUUUAGGUUAUUCACCCGCAAAAUUACUUUACGGUCAACCUUCUCCAGAUUAACUUACGCAAAGUAUUACAAAUUUAAACCCAGCCGCAAUGCGUCAUCAUUCCCUCGUAAAACCUUUCGUUCAUAACGAUUUAGAGAACUCAGUUUUCGCUUUCGUUUGUUUAAAAGGCAAGAAACCCAUUAAAAGAUAUCCUAAAAUACAAACUUUUCAACAUAAUUUCUCGACCCGCUUUAGGACCAAACUCAUUCUGUGGUAAAAAAAACGCAUUUAGAUGUUAUUCGCACAUAGACGAAAUCAAUAGAAUGUCAUAUGUAAGCAAAAUCUCCAAUGUCAAUAAAUCUCAAAUCUUGUGAACAUUGUCUGUUACUUUGACCAUGUGAUCAAUUAUAGAAGUUAGAUAAUUAGCAAAAGUUUAUAAUUUACUCCAUAUGAUUCUUCCAAACUAACUCGACAGUUUCCAAAACGUAAGAACGUUCUCAAUUUCAAUAUCUUUGGAUUUAUGCUCUCUUGAUUUACUAUAAUCUUUAUAUAGACCAACCUACUACAUUAAAAAUGUUUAUCGCAUCACAAUUCUUAGCCACUAAAAAUUUUUAACUUAUAAAAUCCAUCAUAUUCAAUGUUGUUAUUAAUAAAGUAAUCCUCAGGUAGUUGUUAUUUUAUCCAUAACUUUGAUAAUUUAUCUGCCAAAAGAUUGGUUUUGCCUUAAUAUAUAUAGUCUUUCCAAUAUUGCAACCUUUUGCAGAGAUCUUUGCAAUUUUCUAGAUGGCAUUCAGUAACGCUGGGUUAAUGCUCAUUUACUUUAAUAACGAUAAUAUUUUCUCUAUAUCCAACAAAUCACAAAGUGCCAUUUCAACCACGUAUGUUCAUUUUCUAGAUAUUUAUUUUUCUCAUAUUUUACACUGACUGCUUAUUUUGAUAUUUGUAUUGAAUACCAAGUCUUCUAAGAUACCAUCCGUAAGAAACUAUGACCAGCAUAAGAUUGAAUGUUUUAAUUUUUGCUUCACCUUUCACUCCUGGUUAAUGAGUUCGUGAACCAAAUUGUUCUAUCCUUUGCUAACAUAAACCAGUUGGUUACCAAUUUCCACUUAAUGGUCGUUGUUCAUACCGAUCAAUCGUUUCUUUAUCAGACGUUCACUAACAUUAGCAACCAUAUCAACAUUAGAAGGCACACAGAUACUUAUAGUGGCACUUAUGGUGCAUACUUACAAAUUAAGGGUGGUGGGAUACAGCAUACCCCAGUUGUAUACCUACACAACUUACUUUUCUGCCGCUAUUAAAAAAAUAUAUAACGCUAGCAGUAACAUAUACUGAAAUAUUUGGAAAAAUAUGAUGGUAUAUAUUGUCAUACCCCAUCUCACUGUAGUUGUGUCUGUAGUGCAUUUAUUUUUCCGGGUUAUCUGUCCCUGAUUGUUCAAUUUGUUUUUCUUAAUCUUCUUUCUAUUACUUCUAUUACUUUUUAAUUUUCACUACUGUACAUAAAAACGGGACCAUGUUCUAAACUAUGAGAAAGAAGAAGACAACAAGACUACUGUACUUACUAGACUAGUUUGGGAAACGCUGCUUUAGGAAACUUAACAAGUUACGAGUUGCUUAAUCAGUUUCCUGAAUUGUAUUAAUUUGGUUUUGGAAAGUAUCCCCCAUAUAAUAUUCACCUAUAUUUCCCAAAUCUCGAAGUGAGGUCAACCGUAUCCACUUCAAAACAAUUUGAUUUCAAUACUUCCUAUUAACCUACAUUUUUCCUUAGUGCUGCCCUCCUUAGGUUUAGCUAGUAAGUAGUUGAAUUAUGAAUGAUCGUUUAGAUGUGGAUUGGUACAAAUUCAAAUAUCGACCAUCGAAGAAAUAUAAAAAUGUUAUUCUUAAGUUUGAAUCAAAAGCAUUCCAAAUUUCUUCCUCUGCAAGUAAAAGGAACCACACCUGAAAGAAGUGAGAGUUUAUACAAAUUUUGCAGCUCUGUGAACCUGGAACCCGAGUUUACGAUAUUUUGGUUUUAUUAGUACCAUUCAAUAGAGAAUCGCUUGUACUCGUUUGUACCACCUUUAAUUUCGUUUGUACCUCAGGACCUAACGAGAUAAAAAAAUUUUGAAAAAUUGCUGGAACUCCACUUUUUGAUAUUCUAAUUUUAUUAAUACCAUUCGGUAGAAAAUCGUUUGUACCCGUUUGUACCACCUUCGAUUUCAUUUGUACCUCAACCGGUUCCAAAAUACAGCGAUUUUUUGAUUUUUCA
This is a messenger RNA of Onthophagus taurus, 6724 nucleotides long. RefSeq names its product Potassium voltage-gated channel protein Shaker (gene shaker). Gene Ontology annotation, cellular component: membrane; voltage-gated potassium channel complex. Gene Ontology annotation, biological process: action potential; potassium ion transmembrane transport; protein homooligomerization. The record is from RefSeq and is a predicted model, not a curated record. Gene Ontology annotation, molecular function: protein binding; delayed rectifier potassium channel activity. Lineage: Eukaryota; Metazoa; Arthropoda; Insecta; Coleoptera; Scarabaeidae.